Molecule: messenger RNA, 1093 nt
Organism: Cydia pomonella (codling moth)
Lineage: Eukaryota; Metazoa; Arthropoda; Insecta; Lepidoptera; Tortricidae
Gene: Sod1
Product: superoxide dismutase [Cu-Zn]
Exons: 5
Coding region: 95-562 (155 amino acids)
Biological process (GO): removal of superoxide radicals
Molecular function (GO): superoxide dismutase activity; copper ion binding
Source: RefSeq, a predicted model, not a curated record
AUUUUUUUUUAUUCCAGCCAAAGUCCGGACCGAAGACGAACGUACGUGCGUCAUUUAUCGACUUCAUCGUUGUUCUAUUCAAAAUAACUACAAAAUGCCAGUUAAAGCAGUCUGUGUGCUCAACGGCGAUGUCUCCGGGACGGUGUUCUUCGAUCAAAAGGAUGAGAAGUCACCAGUAGUGCUUACGGGUGAAGUGAAGGGGCUCACCAAGGGCAAGCACGGUUUCCACGUGCACGAGUUCGGCGACAACACCAACGGAUGCACGUCCGCCGGAGCUCACUUCAACCCGGAGAAGCGGGAGCACGGCGCGCCGGACGCGGCCGUCCGGCACGUCGGCGACCUCGGCAACAUCGAGGCCACCGCGGACAAGGGAGUCACUAAGGUGUGCAUCCAAGACUCGCAGAUCUCGCUGCUGGGCCGCAACAGCGUGGUGGGGCGCACGCUGGUGGUGCACGCGGACGCCGACGACCUGGGGCUGGGCGGCCACGACCUCAGCAAGUCCACCGGCAACGCCGGCGCGCGCAUCGCCUGCGGCGUCAUCGGCCUCGCCAAGUCCGACUAGGCGCAGUACUGGCUGUUCUGUCGCGGACGACUAAAUAACUUGUCUAGUUGGUACAUAACCUCAAAAUGUUAGGUUAAACUGUCCUUUUGCCACAAUUAAGCAUUUUACCAAAUGAAAAUUGAUCCCGAUUAAAAUCAUCGGACUUAACAAAUUUAACUAAGUAACUGUUAUAUAGGUAUUUAACAUCAAAAUGUUUGGUUCCAACUGCCAAAAUGUUGCAUUUAUAUAUUUUACUACAUAAUAAGCGAGUGGGAAAAGAAUGAAUAUUGAAAAUUGCAUUUUAAGGUUAUGGUACCAAAUAAUAGAAUUUGGAUUUACUAGUGUACCUAAUGAUCUUCUAAAGAACAACUGAUAACAUGUAAAAUAUAAGUGAUAUUUGCCUAUAAAUAAUGUUGGUUAUGCCAAUGUUUUUAAAUUGUUAUAAAAUAAUCUAUCUCUAUGGCAUUCCCAGUGUUUGUUUUUUUUUUUUUUUUUUAUCGGUGCAGGGAACAUCGGAUCUGCAUUUUGUUUCAAUAAAUAGAAAUAAACUUU